This is a messenger RNA of Aspergillus homomorphus CBS 101889, 826 nucleotides long. RefSeq names its product putative peptidyl-prolyl cis-trans isomerase (gene cyp5). The record is from RefSeq and is a predicted model, not a curated record. Gene Ontology annotation, cellular component: catalytic step 2 spliceosome. The transcript is spliced from 3 exons. Lineage: Eukaryota; Fungi; Ascomycota; Eurotiomycetes; Eurotiales; Aspergillaceae. Bases 87 to 737 code for a protein of 216 amino acids. Gene Ontology annotation, molecular function: peptidyl-prolyl cis-trans isomerase activity. Gene Ontology annotation, biological process: protein peptidyl-prolyl isomerization; protein folding.
ACCACUUCCGAUAGAGCAGCUGUCAGGUUCCUCUACUGUACUAUACCUAUCCUCCGCUCAACCGACACAGACACGACACAGACACCAUGUCUGUCACGCUCCACACCACACACGGCGACCUCAAGGUCGAGCUAUUCUGCGAAGCGGUCCCCAAAACCGCAGAGAACUUCCUCGCCCUCAGCGCCAGCGGCGCCUACAACAACACGCCCUUCCACCGCCUAAUACCCGGCUUCAUGAUCCAAGGCGGCGACAUCUCGCUCACGCAAACGGGGCCCACAAACCCAGACACGAAACGACCAUACCUCCCAAUCGACGGACCGAUCCCAAAAGGUGGAACGUCAAUCCACCACCCCUCGGCCCUGAACCAGGAGAUCCAUUUGCCAGCGCUGAAGCACCACACGCGCGGGAUGCUGUCGAUGGCGGCGCGGCCGGUCAAGGACCGCACGGCGCCGGGGGCGCAGGGCGCGACCGGCGCGACCAUCAACGGGAGCCAGUUCUUUGUGACAUUCGCGGCGGCGCCGCAUCUGGAUGGCGCGAGUACUGUGUUCGGGAAGGUGCUGAAUUUGACGGCGCAGGAUGAGGGCGGGGAUGUGUUGACGAGGUUGGAGCAGGCGAAGGCGAAGAUUGAUAAGAAGGGACGGGUCGUGCAGCCUGGGCCUGGGGAGGAGAAGGAGGGCGAGUGGGAGGCUUUGGCCAUCAAGUCUGUUACUAUUCAUGCUAAUCCGUUUGCGCGGUAAUUUGCUUUAUUUUGUCGGACGGAUGUUGUCUGGUGGUUCUGGUGGCGAGGGUAGCGGGGUUUCAUCUUGGGGUUACUGGGGUGGCCUUG